AUGGAGUUAUUCAACAACAAGCUAGAUUUGUUUGUUGCAGUGGUAGUGAGUGUUGAUGUUUGUGGUUUGGUGUAUUGGUUGAUGAAGAAUGCAAAUGAAUUGUAUUACUGUUUGCGGAAGAAGAAUUUGCCUCCAGGAGACAUGGGAUGGCCUCUCAUUGGAAACACACUGUCCUUCUCAAGAGCCUUCAAUUCUGCUAAUCCUGAAUCCUUCCUUGAGAACUUGGUUUCAAGGUAUGUGCGUGUAUGGAAGAAUGGGUGUAUACAAGACUCAUUUGCUUGGGAAACCAUUGAUCAUGGACUCAUGGUUACUCUGCCUGAAUUGAACAAGGCAGUCCUAACAGAUGAUAAAAAUUUCGUACUCUCUUAUCCAGGUCUGCCUGAAAUUCUCGGGAAGAGGUCAUUAGCUACUAUUCACGGAGCCGAGCACAAGCAUUUACAUAGGCUAACAACUGCUCCGAUCAAUGGCAAUGAGGCGCUAUCCAUGUAUGUCGAGCUUAUCGAGGAUGUUGUGACGGCUUCAUUCGAUGGAUGGGCGAGCAUGAACAAACCCAUCGAGCUUCUGGUUGAAUUAAAGCGUGCAACAUUCAAGGUCGUAACAUACAUCUUCUUUGGAGGCGGAGGUUAUUCCAAUGUUGCACCAUUGACACAGUUGUUUAGUGAUCUCGCCGGAGGAAUCUUCUCCAGGCCUAUUAAUCUCCCCGGCUUUGCGUAUAAUAAAGCUCUAAAGGCACGUAGAAGGAUGGUGGAGAUUGUUAAUGGUGCUAUUGAAGAGAGAAAAAUUGAAAACAAAAGUGGUGUGGACUUCUCCAAGGAAAAGAAAAGCAUGUUAGAUUUAUUGUUGGAAGUGGAAGAUGAAGAUGGUGAUAAAAUGGACAAUAUUACCAUCAUUGACUUACUAGGUUCAUUGGUGUUUGGAGGCCAUGAAGCUUGA
Messenger RNA from Tripterygium wilfordii, 933 nucleotides. Its product is annotated as beta-amyrin 11-oxidase-like. Gene Ontology annotation, cellular component: endoplasmic reticulum. NCBI's taxonomy places the organism in Eukaryota, Viridiplantae, Streptophyta, Magnoliopsida, Celastrales, Celastraceae. Gene Ontology annotation, molecular function: heme binding; ent-kaurenoic acid monooxygenase activity; iron ion binding. The transcript is spliced from 3 exons. The record is from RefSeq and is a predicted model, not a curated record. Gene Ontology annotation, biological process: brassinosteroid biosynthetic process; multicellular organism development; sterol metabolic process. The coding region runs from base 1 to 933 and encodes 310 amino acids.